AUGAUCAAGGUUUUAUUGCUCAUCGUCUCAUGUUCAUGCAUGGGAGUAUUUUACAUAUCUCAUGCACAAAGUGACACCAUUAGACCUGGUGAAUCAAUCCGGUUCAGUGACUCUCUUGUUUCGGCUAACAAGAGAUUCAGUUUAGAGUUCCAACGUUUUGUCGACUCUGACAAUGAUGAUUAUCGUUACUUGCGAAUAAGAAACAGCGACGGCACGACGGUGUGGGUGGCUAAUCGAACCACUCCUGUUUAUAGUAGCAGUGGGAAUUUCACAAUGGAUGGAGAUGGCUUAUUGAUGAUUAUGAGUGACCGUGGGAGUCCGAUCGUCUUGAAUCCUGAUCGAGCUUCGAGAAAUUCAUCAGCUACCCUACGGGACGAUGGGAAUUUCAUAUUGACAGAGUUGAAUCCCGAUGGUUCUACCAGGGGAAUCCUGUGGGAAAGCUUUGAUUUCCCUGUAGACACGUUGCUGCCUGGAAUGAAGCUAGGUAUGAGCUUCCGAACCGGUCAAGAAUGGAUACUUACUUCUUCAAUAAGUAACCAAGUUGCCGCUCCAGGAGCUUUUACACUUGAAUGGGGUAACAAUGGCAGUGGCAUCGCUCAACUAAUUGCAAGACGCCGAGGAGAGGUGUAUUGGAUGAGCGGGGCAUUGAACACAAAUGAUAGAAGCUUCGAAAACAUCAUGUGGUUGAUGUCUCCUUGGACACAGAACAACUACAACUUCAGCCAUGUCUCGAACGAGAAUGAGAGCUACUUCAGCUAUUCUGUUCUAGAUGGGGCUAUUUCAAGAUGGAGUUUGGACCCGUCAGGGUCACUGUCGGAUACAUUAAAACCAGUCUUUCUUCUCGGUGCUAAUUGCUACGGACUUCCCGGUUGUCAACUCCGAGAACCUGCUUGCAAAAACGAGACUGAUGCAUUUGUGCUGCAGAGAGGUCGCUUUCAGGGUUUUCCAUCAUCAUCCCAGGGGAAUUUAAGCAUUGGUUUAGGAGACUGUUCUGCUCAGUGCUGGAACACAUGUUCUUGCGUCGGUUAUGCUACUCUUCAUACGAAUGGAACGGGGUGCGAACUAUGGAACAGAGAUUUGAACUUUACAGAUGAUGCAAAUGACCGAGUUGUUUAUGUUUUAAAUUCGACAUUGGCUGGAGACGAAUCUAAUGCAGUAACUGGUAGUGGCAAUGAAAACAAUUGGUGGAUCUGGAUCAUCGUUGCGUUUGCAUCCGUGCUUAUAUUACUUGCAUUGAGCUUCUUGUGUUAUCUAAGGAGGAAAAAACUCCGAGAAGAGAAGGAAAGAGAGGAAGAAGAUAUAUUACUCGAACUAACUACCUCAAGCGAGGUUGGCAGCGAUGGGAGGAAAGGCCAUGAUUUGAAGGUCUUCCCUUUUGCUUCUAUAAACGCUGCUACCAACGGUUUUUCAUCCGAAAACAAGCUCGGAGAAGGCGGUUUUGGCCCUGUAUACAAGGGGAAAUUACAGGACGGAGAAGAAAUAGCGGUGAAGAGGCUGUCGAGGAGUUCGGGACAAGGACUUGUAGAAUUCAAAAACGAACUCAUUCUUAUUGCCAAACUUCAGCACAUGAAUCUCGUUAGACUUUUAGGUUGUUGUGUUAAAGCAGGCGAGAAGAUGUUGAUCUACGAAUACAUGCCCAACAAAAGCUUGGACUUCUUCCUAUUUGAUCCAACAAGAAGAGAACAAUUGAAAUGGAAGAUACGGUUUAGCAUCAUCGAAGGGAUUGCUCAAGGACUCCUUUAUCUUCAUAGACACUCGAGAUUACGAGUCAUCCAUCGAGAUUUAAAAGCUAGUAACAUUUUGCUUGAUAGUGAUAUGAACCCGAAGAUUUCGGAUUUCGGCAUGGCUAGAAUUUUCAGCCGAAAUGAAUCCGAAGCUAAUACAAACAGAGUUGUUGGAACAUAUGGUUAUAUGUCACCGGAGUAUGCCAUGGAAGGCAAUUUCUCGGAGAAAUCAGAUGUUUACAGUUUUGGAGUGUUGCUAUUAGAGCUUGUCAGUGGCCAAAAGAACAACCGAAUUUUCCAACAUGAUCGACCCAUGAAUUUAGUUGGAUAUGCUUGGGAGCUUUGGAAAGAUGAAAGAAGUCUCGAGCUACUCGACGACUCCAUUGUAGUCGGCGAUGAAAAUGCAACAUAUCAAGCAUUGAGAUGUAUGCUUGUGGGUCUUUUAUGCGUGCAACAGUCUGCAACAGAGAGACCAACCAUGUCCGAUGUGAUUUCUAUGAUCGGGAACGAAACCCUGCCACUCCCACCUCCGAAACAAGGCUCGUUUUCCACUCACCAAACAUCGGUUCAAAUAUCAUUGUCUAAAGCUAAACAAGGAAGUGGCUCGAUUUGUACAUCAAUAACAAUUUCAGACAUGGAAGCUCGCUAAAGUUUCUUUUAUAACCAUCGGUAUUCAAUUCAUUGACUUUGUUCAAAAG
Messenger RNA from Hibiscus syriacus, 2422 nucleotides. RefSeq names its product G-type lectin S-receptor-like serine/threonine-protein kinase CES101. Gene Ontology annotation, molecular function: protein serine/threonine kinase activity; ATP binding. The transcript is spliced from 7 exons. Bases 1 to 2373 code for a protein of 790 amino acids. Gene Ontology annotation, biological process: protein phosphorylation. The record is from RefSeq and is a predicted model, not a curated record. Lineage: Eukaryota; Viridiplantae; Streptophyta; Magnoliopsida; Malvales; Malvaceae.